AUGGAAGUAGAGGAAGGUGAGCGGUUACCGUUCCUGGACGUUGAAGUGAUUCGUUUUAAUGGAACGCUUAAAAAGAAAUUGGUCAGAAAGAAGUCCUACGCUGGGAUAAUACUCAAUUUCCGGUCCCAUCACAAUUACAGACUGAAGAUUGGAAUAAUGAGGAGCAAUAUCAUCCGAAGCCUACGCUUAACGGAUGUAGAAUUCUGGGGCGAGGAGCUGAACAAAUUGACCGGGAUAUUCCUCGACAAUGGCUACCCUAGUGAAGUAAUACAAAGAAACAUACGGGCCGUGAAAAGCUGA
Messenger RNA from Protopolystoma xenopodis, 300 nucleotides. The record is from the annotation of a GenBank genome assembly. NCBI's taxonomy places the organism in Eukaryota, Metazoa, Platyhelminthes, Monogenea, Polystomatidea, Polystomatidae.